Messenger RNA from Acanthisitta chloris (rifleman), 488 nucleotides. RefSeq names its product beta-1,4-galactosyltransferase 5-like. Lineage: Eukaryota; Metazoa; Chordata; Aves; Passeriformes; Acanthisittidae. Gene Ontology annotation, biological process: glycoprotein biosynthetic process; carbohydrate metabolic process. The transcript is spliced from 5 exons. The annotation marks the transcript as partial. The record is from RefSeq and is a predicted model, not a curated record. Gene Ontology annotation, molecular function: UDP-galactose:glucosylceramide beta-1,4-galactosyltransferase activity.
UGAACACCUACCUCUUCAUGAUGCAAGCCCAAGGCAUCAUGAUCCGUGAAAACAUGCGAACUAUAGGAGCUCAGAUGUACGAGCAGGUGCUCCGCGGUGCCUAUGCCAAGAGGAACAGCAGUGUGAACGACUCAGAUUAUCCUCUUGAUCUGAGCCACAAUGACACCUUUCUGCAAGCCACAACGUUUCUUCCUGAAGACUUUACCUACUUCCCCAACACCACCUGUCCCGAGAGGCUCCCUUCUAUGAAGGGCCCCAUUGAUGUAAAUAUGAGCGAGAUCACCAUGGAGGAUAUCCAUCCUCCAUGGAUCAACCCUUCUGUCAAGCUGGGAGGCCACUGGAAGCCGAGCGACUGCCUGCCUCGCUGGAAGGUGGCGAUCCUGAUCCCAUUCCGCAAUCGAUACGAGCAUCUUCCUGUCCUCUUCAGGCACCUUAUUCCCAUGCUGCAGCGGCAACGUUUACAGUUCGCCUUCUACGUUGUGGAACAA